AUGGAAAACCGUACAAAAGGAGACAAUGACGACACUAUCACAGAGGUGUCAAGGAGAAGCAACCAGCACAAGCCCAUGCCUCCUGAUCAUAUUCUGAAGACCCUAAUAACCAAGUACUACAAUCUGGGUUUCAAUGAUAAGAAAAUCCACGACUACUUGGUGAAGGAGAUCGAUGUGGAGAAAUACGGUGUCCCUGGGUACACAAUCGCCCGACGACGCAAGGAGUGGGAACUUCUCUCGGUCAGAAAGCAAGGCCAUACCAUGGAGAGCAUUCACGAGAACGUGCAGGCACUGAAGCAACGCUUUCCCGGCAUGGGCGCACAGAGUUUGAAGGACUCUUUACGUGUAUGGGAAGGUCUCCAGGUCCCUCGAACCCUCCUUCGAGACUAUCUAAAGACGACGGAGCCUGAAGCUGUGGCUGCCAGGCGUUAUCGAGGGAAGUUCAAACGGUACCGGUUCUGGUGCGUUGGUGUCAAUGAUUUCUGGAGUUUCGAUCAACACGACAAGUGGGGACCUCGCUUCGGACUGUGGCUACAUGUUUGCAUCGAGCCCAUGUCAGGGAAGAUCCUAUGGCUCAAGAUCUGGUGGACAAAUAGUAAUCCUCGUCUCAUUGCAAGUUAUUACCUGGAAGCUGCGCGCGCCCUCAAAGGCGUACCUCUCGUUACUCAGAGUGAUCCCGGCUCGGAGAACUACGGCAUCGCUCAUGCUCAUACAUUCAUUCGGCACCGACUCGACCCCUCGCUUGAAGGCACACUCCAGCACCGAUGGAUGCGAAACAAGAUGAACAUAAAGCCUGAGAUAGCUUGGUCGCAGUUGCGUAGUAACUGGGCCCCCGGGUUCGAGGCCCUGCUCCAAUCUGGCGUAGACCAGGGACUGUAUGACCCCAGUGAUUCUCUGCAAAGUCUCGUAUUUCGUUGGCUAGUGAUCCCCUGGCUCCAGCGGGAGCUCGACUUGUACCGAUUCAGGACCAAUAGUACCCAGCGUCGAGCCAAAAAGACGAAGGUUCUUCCUCGUGGUAUUCCUGAUCUCAUCUUUGAAAACCCGACGAUGUUCUCCACUUGCGACUUCAAGGUCGGUGUCCCAGCAGAGCUCUUCGAUGAAGCCGAGCGAAACUGGGCUCCAAGAGACCAUGUCGUAUUCCAGCUAGUCCCUCCAGGGUUUCAGCUUCAUGUGUCACGCAUCUACUCAGCACUCGGAGAACCGGACGUAUCAUAUCAGACCUUUUGGGUUGUCUACCGAGACAUUCUAACGGGUUUUUACACACUCGCCGAUCACACUGCUCAUGAAUACCAGAUGUUACUUCAAGACAUCUCGGAAUCUACGCAGGCUGAAAAAGAGGCGGCAGAAGAGCGUUUACAGAAACCGGAGGGUUUGCACCCUGUGGCUCAAGGUGCGCCAGUGAUCGGUCAGUUACCCCAUGGCGUACGUCAGAUACCCUUGGCCGAAUUGCAGGGGGAUAUUAGUGGUGAUACUGGUAUAGAAGACGGUGGGGCCGUUGGGAUGGAGCACGACGACGAGCAUUAUUUUGUAUUUUCAUCAGAUGAAGAGGAGCUAGACGAAAAUGAUCCAGGGAUGUUUUAA
Molecule: messenger RNA, 1581 nt
Organism: Epithele typhae
Lineage: Eukaryota; Fungi; Basidiomycota; Agaricomycetes; Polyporales; Epitheliaceae
Exons: 7
Coding region: 1-1581 (526 amino acids)
Source: RefSeq, a predicted model, not a curated record